AUGCAGACUCAAACCCGGUUGCCGUCGUCAUCCCCACACAGUGGGGCGGUGAGACGCGAUGGGACUUCUCGCCAGCAGCCCAACACCCCUGCCUCCUCUCCCCUACCCCCCCGACCGGAAGGCGCUCAGCCGCUGCUGCAGGUGCCGAACUUCCAGUUUUCUUCUUCGUCUCCCCCCGCUCCAGAAGUCUUCCGAGCCGCGCCUGCCUCGUCGAAGCCGCGGGGGAGUCAGAAUUUCCCCUCGCCUCUCCUUCCCACCGCAGUGCACUCCAGAUGGCACCGAGGAGGGUUCAAUUCGCGGAGUUGCCGCGAAGAAAUUGCACAGUGGGAGAGACGAGGACGCGGCGGCGCGAGGAGGGUGGGCGGGGCGCCGUGGAUAGACCGCGGCGAAGCACGAGAAGAUGCUGGCGUUGACGGCAGUGGACGCCAAGCAGGCGACAGGGGCGCACCGGGCACUCCUUCUCGGCGCAAAGACGCCCGUCGACGAAAUGCGAGUUGCCCGUGCGCGACUCCGUUGGAUGUGGCGGUCGGCGUGCGGCGACCUUCCCCGCUCACUCUGCCGCUUCCUCCGUCGCCGGCAUUUGCGCAGCCGACGAAAGUGAACUCUCGUUUUUUCUCGGAAUCCAUGCGGCUCUCACCGGGGCUGAGGAGUCCGAGUCGCCCGCGCCUGAACCGACACAAGUACCGAGAGAAGACGCCCGCCGUCGAGAGCGCCAUCUGCUACACGCUCUCGGACUACCUUUCGCGGUUUUUCUCCGUGGUAAAGCAGCCGGACGUCUCCUUUUUGUCGAUUCUCCUCGAGCCCGUCGCCAGUCUCCUACUCAAGUGGUCGGUGGCCCCAGCCGGAGACAUGCAGCGGUGCCGUUUCCCUGAAGUCCUUCGCGUGUAUCGCCACCGCGCCUUUCUCUUUGUGCUUCUGGCCCUUCUCUCUGGGCUAUUUCACGCGUCGUGGAAAGCCGCAGCCGUCUGCCUGGCGUUCAGCGUCUUUUGGAUCUUUGGCGUCGGAGCAACGAUGUGCUGUUCCAAGAGCCUCAAGUGGGUGUCGAAUUUGCUCACGGGGCUCUUUGGGAUCUUGCUCGUGUCAACGUCACCACGCUUGGUUCCUCUUCGCGAAUCGCUCCCCUUCCCCGAGUCCGUCCACAUCUUCGUUGCCUCAGGACUUAUCCUUGUUCUUCCCCAAACCGACCAGUGGGUGCUGCCUACGCACACGCGCCUGCUCUGCCAUCUCGCCUCGACGCUCGUGUACGUCGUCUUCUCGCUGGCCUCUUCGCCGGCUCCCUCCGCCUCUCUCUCCGCCUCUCUCUCCGCCUCUCCCUCCAUCCUCCCCUCGUUCCUCUCCUCCCUCUUCGGCUCGGUGGCGAACUUCCCGUUUUCCUUCGUCGCGGCGGUCUCGACGUUCCUCCUGUCGCGGGCCUUCCUCGGCGCUCUCUUCUGGUGGAGCUUCCACCUGCUCUUUUUUUGUGCCGACGUGUUUCUCUCGGAACUGUUUGCGCUGGCGUGCAUGCAAGAAGCCGAGGAGGCCUCGAACUUCAUGCUGGAUCAACUGUUCAAGUGCUGGUCCCCCGGCGGCAUCAACGUUGUCGCCUUGACCGACAGACACCGGCAGUGCACGUGGAUUUCCCGUGACGCCAGCCGCGUGUUCAAGCGGACGUCGGUUGCCACAGACUCCUCACCAGGCAAGAACGAGGCUGAGACAGAAGACGCGGCCGGACCUCUGGACGCUGCUGAAACGAGGCCGAGUCCCCCGCGAGACACAUGGCGAAAUCAGGAAGAAAGGAAGGAAGGACGGGGAGAGAGCGUAAUGUCCGAGGGCGGAACUGGUGCAGUUUCGACAGUCGCGACUGAGUGGUUCCCUUCGUUCGCGCCCUUCGGCAGUUAUCCGUCUGGAAGCCUCUCGUCGGAAGGCUCCCUGCGGUCGAGGAACUCGGUGCUCCUCAGCCCGUCUCGGCAAGCGACAGACACGCCUGGCGCGGUCAACUUGGAUUCUCAGUCUGCGUUCGCCACCGCUUCCGGGACUGAAACAGAGCGCUCUGUCGGGACCCGAAAGGGGUUUUGGCGAUGGUGUCCGUCGCCCGCGCUCCUGCUCGACGCGUGGAAGGCGCUCCUCAGAGACUCGCGCAGGCUUCUGUCGCGCUCUCACGAGGCCCUGAAGCACCACGUGUUCCGGCCGCUCUCGCGCGGGUCUUCGCUCGAGGAGAGCCAGCGAGAGAAGUCGCUCUCGUGUGUCGCUCGCAGCGACAAGGAGAAAGAAGACGCCGCGUUGAUCGGCCUGCCGCUGGACUCCUGGAUCCACCCAGAGGACAGGCGCGUCUUUGCGCGGGCCUUCGAAAAGGCGGACCACCUCUUUGGGAAAGACGACUUGGCUUCGCCCGAUGCCUCGCCUGUGGCUGCGCGGAGACACCUGGCGGUCGAAGGCUCCAAGAAGGUGGGCCGAGAGGAAGAAGGCGAGGACGACGGCCGGUGCAUCGUUCGCGUCCUCUGUCCACAAGCGCGGGCGGCGCACUCGCAUCUGCACGAGGGAGUUCCCCAGUUUUCCGAACGGGAGAAGGAGCUGGACGAUGCGUGCGUCUCGCCCUUUGCAUCCGACGCGCUCUCGCCCGCGUCCGCGUUUUCGCGGUCGCCCGGCAGAGCUUCCGACGCCCUCGCGGGUUGCAGCCCAGACGAACUUAGAGGCCUCUCAGACUCCGACUUCACCUACUUCGAAGUGCUGGUCACGCCCUGUCGGUACCCCUGGUCCUCGAGCCGCAUUCGCCUCACCCGCUACAACGUCUCCUUCUACAACAUCGACGAGAGGGUGCGUCUCCAGAAGCAACUCGAGUCCCUCGUUCUCGCCAUGUCGGAGACGCUCGGCAUCGCGGCCUGGGCCUUCGACACACACGCGGUCUUGACGGCUGAGAAGCGCACGCAGCAGCGCGAACGGGAGACACCUGGCGAGGACGUGACCGCCGCCGCUGACUCCGGCAAAGACAGAGAAGGAGCAGAGCCUGGUGGAAGCGGAGAAACCCGCAGAGAGGUUCCACUUGAAACGCAUUCGAGAUCCGUUCAGAGGAACCCAGCGCGUGUGCCGUCUUUUCCGGUGGGCGCUGACCCGGGGCACGCCAAGGCUGCGCGGGGUGAAGGGAGUGGACGCGGGGAAGGCUCCGGUGACGGUCGUCGCUUCCGUCUUGCGCCGCCUCGCCCUGGGAGGCCCCAAGGGUCGGCGCCUCCAAAGUCGUGUUCUUCUCCGCUGAGUCGUACAGCUCCGAGCUGCGCGUCUCACAUGCUCGCUUCGCCGCUCUUCUCGGCGACGCCCUCGCCUGCAGUGCCGUUCAUUCCUGGCUACGGCUCUCCGAGCCGCUACUCAUACAUUUUCACGGAGCAAGCGUACAAGAAGAUGACGGGGCGCGAGAUCCGGUCGGGGGAACAAACGAGGCUCUUCCAGGCGGGCUCGGCUCUCUGGGAGCGACACAGACGGCGCCGACUGACGGAGACAUCAGGCAAGCUCGGACAGAAGAGCGGCGUGUUCCCCUUCGCGCCUGGCGGGGGGAGAACGGGAGCGACGAACAGCCGGAAUGGGGAGAAGACGCGGAGAAGUUCGUGUGGGGAACCCGCGGAGGCCGCAGGGGCGACGGAGGUGCUUAGACGCAGGCGCAGUCCGGCGCCGGGGCGACAAGUGGGGGCGGAGGACGAGCGAGACGAGAGACAGCGCGAGAGAGGCGAGAGAGACGCAGGCGGACGAAAGAGAGACGACGAAGACGGCUUGGGAGAAAAAGACAGACUCCACGACGACGACUACGAAGCGGCGCUCCAGGGAACCUGGCUGCAGUACUUCAUGGAGCCGGGACGCGAUCAACUCGUGGAGGCGUUACGGGAGCUAUUUGACGAGAGAAAACCCUUCCGGCUAGAGCUUCCCUAUGAACGCGCGGAUGGUCAGGUUCGGUGGUUCAAGGUUGCUGGCUAUGCGUCCUCGAGUGACUCAUCUCUCUUCUGGGGUUUAAUUCAAGAUGCGACAACGGACCGCACCCAACUGAACGAGCAGGAGCGCCGGCGGGCGCUGCUGACGCUGCUGACGGAAUGUCAGUUUGACGGCUGGGGGGUCGUGGAUAUCCGCGAGCUCGGCCAAAUUGUGGAGGCGUCGCCGUCGCUGAACGCGCUUCUCAACCGCGAUGUAAAGGGCCUUCAUUACUCGAUCGUGAUUCCUCCCGCCGUCGUGCCGCACCUCGAGGCAGACGGCUUCUGCAUCGACCACGCCGUCGUGCUCUUUGGCGGCGCAUGCAGCCACGAGGAAGGCGCGAGCGAGGACGCGGCGAGAAAGCGAGAAGCGACCGGCUGCCAAAGCGCACCGCACAAAGAAGGCCCAUGCGCCGACGAGCAGGCGAGCCGUGGUUGCCAGGAACCGUGUCCUUGUGUGCAGCAGCUGAACAAGAGCAAGGUGAUGGCGUUGACAGCAGUAGCAGAUCCUUCGGAUCCGAGUAUUGCAGUUUUCGGCCUGCGCGAUUUGCACGUGACAUUCCAGGAAGCAGUCGAGAAUCGGACAGUUCAGCCGACGCUCCCGUCGCCUUCGUACGCCUCCCCGGACAGGCCUGCACGGAACGCGUGUCCGUCCUCGCCCCCAGAUUCCGUGUGGCGGCAGUCUUCGCCCGAGUCGAUCUACCAAGUGUCCGAGAAGCGCUUCGAAGAAAGUCGAGGAGGGCGGCGAGACUGCGAGGCUCACAGAAAGGGGGCGACGUGGGAACUGCCUGCCGAGGCGACCAUCCAGGAUCGAGCAGAAGAGCGGGCGGAGUCGGCAGCCGAAUCCAAGGAAGCAGCGGGACGCGAGGGCUUACAGGGUCAAGAAGGCGAAGGCAAGGAGAGCGCGUCUGUGCGGGAAGCCGAAGCAGGCGCGCUGCGGGACGCGACGGAGGCCUCGCGCAGAGACUCGCAAGCUCUAAACAUCCCCGUUUCCAAACGGCAAGAGCGAGUGUGUACUCUUCCCUCUGAAGAAGCAGGCGAAGCGAGAAAGGAAGAAGGGAGCACAGGGAGAGAAAGAGAACGGAUGGAGACCGGGGGAGAGAGAAGAGAGAUCGCGCCGUCGGAGCCGCGGCCUGAAGAGCGAGAGAAGGCAGGGAGGGUGAAAGUUGCACGCGCGGAAGGACACCCGUGUGGGAGAGAAGGACGCCGGUGUGGGAAAGGGGGAUUCGGCGAGAGGCAACACGCGGCAGCUCUCACAGAAGGCAAACCCGACCUCACGUUCGCCCCAGAGCACGACGUGAGCCCGCCCUCGUCUUAUACGCGGUCCUCGCCUUCGAGUGCGACGCAAAAGAAAGGCGAGGAGCCGAUCGAGCGGGCAAGGAAUCCGCAGUCGUCCUCCUUCUCUUCUUCUCACUACCUCGCCUCGCUUUCGUCGGCGGCUGAGGUCGUCUCGUCUCCAAUGUUGACGCGUACAGCUGCGCUCCGCCGCAUUUCGUCUAUCUCCUUUUCGUCGAGUUCCUCCUUCGCCUUCUCGUCUCCGGAGAAGACGACACGCGGGCGAGCUCUUCAGGGCCGUGGAGGGGCGCUGUCGUGCGUCGAGCCGCCCUCGGCGCCUUUCUUCCUCUCUGCAACGCUCGGCGAGAGCCUCCGAGAGGCAGCAGAAGAAGUCUCGAGAGCUCCGCGGAACACCGCCCGAGCCACGCGCGAGCGAGACCGCCUCUCCGUCGCGUUUUCGCUCCCGCCUCUCUCGCUCGGCUCGCCGCAAACGGCUGCGGCGCUCUUGCCUCAAGGCGUCCACCCGCCGAGUUGCUCGAAUCGGGCGAGGGAUCGUGGGGCCGAGACGCUUGCGAAGGCGGCAGACGCGGGUCUGGAGACAGCUCUUCUGCAUCGCGGCCUCAGAGGACCUGUUUGCGGGGGGGAAGAGUUGCGCGCAGGAGGCGACCAACCGGAGACUCACGCGAAUUUGGGAGGCGCGAGUCCCCGGCAGAGGUACUCGUAUAAGGGCGAGAAUAAGGGGCUACACAAAGACGAGAGAGAGAACAGGCCUGCAGACGAGCGGACUCCAUCCAGACAGCGUGAGGCCUGUCGCACACUGUCGCCUUUUCACGCGACUCCGUUCCACCCUUCUUCUCUCGAGUGUACGGAGGCUCGAGUGUCUUCUGCGAGUUUCACAGAAGCGUGUGGAGAGCGUCGGGAGGACGCGGAACGAAAUCCGCUCCACACGCAACGCGAUACGAAGGCCGAUCUCGCGGGAGCGGGACAAGGACACGUGUCUCGAGGGCCCUGCGUGGAGAACAAUCGCUUUUCGCCAGAGAGUUCUGCUUCGCACGGCGAGAACAGCGCAUGCGAAGGUUUCCGCGGAAGUUUCGCAUGCCCCAAAGACGCUCAGGCUUCAUUUCGUUCGCCUCCGGAGGCGAGGUGCGACGGUGGCAGAUUGGCUGUGUGUGCCCGGGGUUCGGGAAACUCUCCGCGGCGUUCUCGGGGGAAUUCGAGGCAGCGUGAAAGUGGAGACAUGUCGAGCGGAAGAGAGGAGGUUAGUCGAGAGACGGAAGAAACGCGUUUGAGUUGUCUGGCCCCCAGAGGAUUCGGCAGCAGACUCGAGGCGCACGAUCAACCCUCGCCGCUCAGCCGGGCGCUGGUCGAGAGGCGUCAGUACGGGAGACUCGUGCAUCCAGCCGCCUGCGGCAGUCGAGAUGGUGCGGAGACUGGCUCGUCUCCUCCAGAGAGCCUUUCGUGA
This is a messenger RNA of Neospora caninum, 6666 nucleotides long. RefSeq lists its product as hypothetical. The record is from RefSeq and is a predicted model, not a curated record. NCBI's taxonomy places the organism in Eukaryota, Apicomplexa, Conoidasida, Eucoccidiorida, Sarcocystidae. The transcript is spliced from 5 exons. The coding region runs from base 1 to 6666 and encodes 2221 amino acids.